GUGGAAGCCAUUAUGGGCUUGAGGGAAGUGAAGGGACGCACCGAGUACAAAGUGCGAUGGAAGGGCUGGAGUGCAAAGUAUGAUUCAUGGUUGUCAGAGGAGGAGUUGAAUUGCCCUGACCUCCUAAAGCGAUUCCUAUCAACCUUAGAGAAGUUGGAGAAGCAGGAAGAUUGGCAGGUGGAGAAGAUCUUGGACUCCAAAGAGAAGAAGGGUAAGAUUGAGUAUUUGAUCCAGUGGAAGGGUUGGGGGCCCAAGUACAACACCUGGGAACCUGAGGAAAACCUCUCUGGCUGUCAGCAGAUCUUAGAGCGUUUCAAAGAGAGUCAGCAGAAGGAAAAGGAUAAGAUGCUGAAGGAGGGGCGGAGAAUGCGAGAGGAGAGGCCUACAACCCAGAGGUUUGUUGACAACUUCUCAGAAGGAACUCGCUCACGGUCCCGAAGAGCUGGCAAAAACCGUUCAUAUUCAGAGUUUUAUAACCAGUGAACUUGUGACAGGUAGAGAAAGAGAAUGAUAAGGAGAAAAAAACUCUUCUUUACCAUUUAGAAGAAAAAAAUAAUAAUUUUUUAAGGAGCAUGAAACUUUAUAGGAAGAAAAAAAGUUGAAUACCUAUAUGUUGAGAAUUCAUUAGCAGUGCAGUGUAUUUUAGGGUGUGUUGUGUAUCCAUUGGCAUUGCAAUGGUAGUGAAUACUCACUUUACUUUCAUAGAAGAAGAAAAAAACAUUGUGAGAAUAAUCACAUGCAGAGUAGAAAAUGUUUUAGUUAUCAUGUCCUAUUUUUGUAGAGCAGAAAGUCCUGUAUUAGCAGAAAAUUGUUAUAUAAUACAUAUCCAUUCAUUUGUAAAGUUGUAGAUUUUUGUUAUCUAGAUGGAACUCUUAAUUCUUGUUGCAUUCUUGUCUAUUAUAUUUUUGCUUGUUUUAGAAAGUUAUGGAUCUAACUUCUCAUUAUUUUUAGUUACUCAAAAGUCAUGGGUGAAAAAUAGGUUAUGUAGAUGUGUCAGUGCCUGUGAAAAUUGGUCAACUCCAACUGGCUAACUUAGAAAUUGAAAUAAUGCCAGAUAGAACUCAGUGAUGCUGAUAUAUCUGUGCUGCAGGAGUUUUGCAGUUUUUUUUUCACCUGUGCUCAAAAGCUGAUUUUUGCAUUUUUAUCUGUGAGGAUUUCACAUAUUAAUAAAGGAUUUUUUUUUUACAUUUUAGGUUUGUAACAUUUGCAAAUGUUUUAUAUUUUGAUACAUUUUUUUAGAAAUCUUAUUCCCAGAUAGUAUGAAUUCUUUACACAUUUAUAGUUGUACAUAUAUGUAAUUCACUGGUGUAAUAUGGGGAUGUAAAUUAAAGCACAUAAUUAUUACCAUAGGAUAUGUCCAAAGCAUGAGUUUCAUGUAUCAUAAAAUGUAUUCAGAAUAGUUUCCAGAUGUUACUCUAAGGGAAAUAUUUCCCUGAUGUCUGAAAAUAGCAAAAAAAAAAAAAAAAAAAAAAAA
Molecule: messenger RNA, 1474 nt
Organism: Penaeus vannamei (Pacific white shrimp)
Lineage: Eukaryota; Metazoa; Arthropoda; Malacostraca; Decapoda; Penaeidae
Source: RefSeq, a predicted model, not a curated record